This is a messenger RNA of Tachysurus fulvidraco (yellow catfish), 2542 nucleotides long. RefSeq names its product ubiquitin carboxyl-terminal hydrolase 26-like. Lineage: Eukaryota; Metazoa; Chordata; Actinopteri; Siluriformes; Bagridae. The transcript has 16 exons. The coding region runs from base 88 to 1701 and encodes 537 amino acids. The record is from RefSeq and is a predicted model, not a curated record. Gene Ontology annotation, cellular component: cytosol; nucleus. Gene Ontology annotation, molecular function: cysteine-type deubiquitinase activity; cysteine-type endopeptidase activity. Gene Ontology annotation, biological process: G1/S transition of mitotic cell cycle; protein deubiquitination.
CACAAAGAGAACACACUUAGAACAUCUGGCUUAGAAACAGAAGGAAACACACUACAAGAUCAACGAGCUAGUUAGUGAUCAUUCACAAUGCUCUGCUGCCCGUGUUUGUGGUGGAAGUGGGCCCAGGUGUCUUCUUCUGUGUAUGUGAUAUCAUCAGAAAGCACCUCACCAAUAUCUACAGAGACGUCCCAGUCUGGUGAGGAAUCCCUAAAGAAGAAGCAGGGUGAUGCAAGCACAAUCUCCAGAUGGCCUUUCUGUAGGAAGAAGACCAAUGUCCAUCCUGUAGCAUAUACAGAAUGCUCAGAAACUCCAAGAGAAUCUCCACAAGCCCCAUCUCUGCAGAUAAGUGUCUUCUAUGUGGAUUCAAACACGAAGAAGGAAAAUGACCAAAAAAUGAAGGAAGCAGAAAGGAAGCAGAAAUUGGAAGACACAAUUCUUGUGCUUGACCAGGAGCUACAAAAGUUGAUCAUUUCUUUGCACUUGGAACGCCGUACGAGUGAUACAGAUCCAAAUACAUCCAGGCCUGAGGGAAACAGAGAUCUUUCUAAGGGAAACAAAAAGAGCGUGACUCCAGGUCCAUCUGUGGAACACCCAAAUGACAUGUCUGUGGCUGUGACAUUCACAGACAAGCAAAUGCUCUGUGGCGGGUUGCCUAAUUUUGGAAACAACUGCUAUGUUAACGCAAGUUUGCAGUGUCUGUUCAGAGCCGAGACUUUCUGCCAAGAGCUCGCCACCUUGCUCAAAGAUUACAUCUGUAGACCAGAGGCUAGGCUCCUCAGUUGUUUUGUGAGUUUGUGGAAGAAGAUGAACAAUCCUGGAGGUGGAAGGAGCAAGGAUUUUCUCCUCCUGGACCUGAUUAAUGAAAUUAAAGACAGCAACCCAGAGUUCAACAUCUACCAACAGAACGAUGCCCACGAAUUCCUCUAUCAGUGUUUGGUUCAAAUGGAGGAAUCUGGGCGAAAGCUGGGUUGGCAAAAUUGUGCGAACCCUGGAUGUCCAGUCAGGGCAAACUUCAAGUUCAAGAUCGGGAUCACUCUAUCAUGCUUCAGUUGUGGAACACAAGAGAAAUACCAAUCAAGCUGGUAUUAUUAUCUCUCUGUGCCCCUGGUGCACAACACACUGGACCAGUGCCUCUACAACACAGUUAAUAUGAAGAAAUUGUAUUUACGCAAGUGCAAGGUGUGUGACGGACAGUAUGCCAUCUUAAGCAAGGCGUUCAGAACUCUGCCCAAGUUUUUGAUUCUGCAGUUUAACAGGUGCAGUAAGGCCAAAGACUGCAAACCUCUCAAGGUGAACAAACAUGUGGUCAUCAAUCCUGAGCUGCAGAUAAACAUUCCAGGGCAGAGCUGCUCCUUGGACCCCAACAAACAGAAAAGCCUUUCUCAUAUAGAUGUUCCUCAACCAGAGAACAACAAAGCUGUGGCCAGAGAGAAAGGCAGAAAAAACACGAGCGAGAGAGAGACAGAAACAGUGAUGGAUGAAGUUGGACCAACCUCCACGUAUCGGCUGAUCAGUGUUCUGAGCCAUGUUGGACCCUCAGCUGAACAUGGACAUUUUGUGAGUGAUUGUUCGAGUAAGAGUCCUAAACAGUGGAUCACAUACAAUGACUUAAGUGUCACACCGAUCACCGAGGAGGAUGUAUUAAGGAAAAGGUCGUGUGACGCCUAUGUGCUCCUCUAUGAGAGAGUGAGCACUGGCUGAAGACAAAAAGCUGGAAGAAAGGUGCUUGGGCUUGGAAAGGUGUUAGCGCAAGUAAGGGGAUGUGGCAACAAGCAGGGAUGAUGCAAACGGGAGGUGGAGACUAGUGACUUGUGUACACAGGCCAUGAAGGGUCUUUUUCUGGGUUUUUCUAUCUAUGCUGAAAGUACAUGUGGCUAAUAUCUCAGUGGGAGUGAAAUACAGGUGAAAUGCCUUCAACGUCUCAAAAAGAAUGAAAGAACAGCCUCAUGUCUCAGUGAUAGGUUUGCCUUACAUGCUCUGUUGGCCAAAUGAUGAGUCACAUUGAGGCUGAACCCUGGGUUUGUUCCUUGUACACUGUAGAAAAAAAUCUGUGGGGAAAAUAAUUUUUAGUCAUUGUUUUAUUUCCUUUUAGUUCUAGCAUAUUUCUGUGGAUCAGAUAGAAUCAAGUUACAAUGCUAGUUCAAUUCAAACUUUACAUUAGUCUUGUGGUUCCUGUAUCUCAUUGAUAUGAAAGGAAAGGGCAAAGGUAACUCAGGAUAUCAUCUGUCCCUUUGUGUCGUCUGUCCCAUUGUUUCAUUUGGCAAUGGGGUUCAAGGUCCGAGUCAAGAAGGAAUGCCAAGCAUUAGAGGUGAAUUCGUUUCUAUGAUAAAGAAGGGGUCUGCAAAAGGCUACUGUAUGUUAAUGGGAUUAAGGGUGGGUGGAAGUCCAGGAUCUGCUGUGGGGCUGUUACAUCCUUUCAUGCUUUGAUUGUCACCCGAGUGUUUUUGUCUCUAUCUGAUGGGACUGCCCUCUAAAAUGUGUAUAUAUACAAUGUAUUACAACUUAAAGACAGACUUGAUGACUGCAGCGCCCGUGCCAGUAC